GUUCCUUGCACUUGAAAUUAUAAACGGAAGGCUGCGCCUCUCUUUUGAUCUUGGGUCAGGGGUUACAAAACUGGAAACGGCCAAGCCAGUAGCUGAUGGGAGCUUCCACAAUGUCACUAUUAGAAGAAUUGGAAAUAUAGCAUCUUUGGAGGUUGACAGCUGCAGUCCUGAUGAGCCCAGAGACUUUUGCUUGUCACAGCAUGAAGGUCUUGGAACCCAGAGGACUCUGGAUGUUAGAAACAAUAAUCUAACACUGGGAGCUGUAAAAUCCAUUGAUGUGAUUUUGCUGAGGCCUUAUCAAGUGAAAACUCAUAACUUUGUUGGAUGUAUAAGAAAUAUGAAAUUAAACGAUGUCUUACUUGAUACUUCAAAAGCGCUGGCAUCUCACAAGAUACUUGAGACUUGUCCACGGGCAGAUGUAGCUCUUUGCAGCAGCAGUAAAUGUCUGAAUGGAGGGGUUUGCCAAGACCUCUGGUCCUAUCACUACUGCCAGUGUGCUGAGAAUUUUACUGGACCUACCUGUGACAGCACUGUCUCUGAUGAUCAUGGAUUAUUUCUCAGUAAGGGGACAUACAUUGAAUAUGUUGUCAAGGAAAGCUACAUUAGAAACCAGCUGCUCCAAGCCUUUCUGAAUGAAAACGAUGGAGCCAUUCAAGGGUUUGGCAGUUUUGAGAUAAAAAUGAGGACAAUCAAAAGAUACUGUGUUUUAAUUUUAUGUCAAAGCAAAACAGUGCAUCUAGAACUUAAGAUACAUGAUGGGAAACCUCAGUACACGUUCACACAUUUAAUGUCAGAACAGAAGUGGGAGAUUGGUUUGGACAGUAGUGUAUCAGAUGGACAAUGGCAUGUCCUUCUUCUGCGCAGGCAUGGACCAAACAUCUUUUUAUACCUGGACAAGCAGCUUGUUAGGAAUAUCACACAUGGUAUUAUAAGUCAAACUACUGUUUUAGUAGAUAUGGUCACUCUGGGGCCAGCAGCAUCUGGUGAUGCAAGAGACCAAGAUUUAGAUUUUGUAGGGUGUGUGGACUACCUCAAACUAAAUGGAUAUAUUCUACCCUUCAGUGGGCACAGUGAGAUAGUCGAGGUGAAACCCAGUCCUUUACUCUUGCAGAAUGACUGUGUGUCUGCAGACCAUUGCAUCCUCUCAUCUUGUUUCAAGGGAUCCUGUCAGACUCAGUCUUGUACAAGUGGCAGUGACUGUAUUCUAUCUUCAGAAAAUGGCUGGUGUAUCUGUACACAGAAUGACUCUUCUUCACUGUGUGGGCCAUGCUCAUCUCCAACUGAAUAUAGUGAAGAUUGUCUUCGAACCCAGAAAAAUAUCCCUUUAUGGAUUAUUGCGAUUGUGUUUCCAAUAUCUUUUAUACUACUAAUCUUAACCCUCUGCUUUGUCCUAAAGAGACAGGGAUCUUUUUGGUCCAUCAAACCCAGAAGUCAACCAUGUAUUGCGGCACCAACAAAACAGCAUGGCACAUAUAAUGGGUCAUUUUGUCCAGAUGAUGGUGAGGGUGGUGUCCAAAACAUUUCUAAUGAAAACAAAAAACCAGAUUUGAUAGUUGCAGGGGAACUGGGGAAGCGAGCAGAAAGCUUCAGCCAAAGCUGUCUAACAGGCUUUGGGGGAAGUGAACUGGAGUACUAUGAAAUUGACAGUACAUACACAGCAUCCUGCUCUAAAAUCAAGCCCCUGCAAGGUAACACAGAUAGUUAUGAUAGGGCAGGUCUGAUUGGGAGUUUAAAAAAAGAUUGUACUCAACAAACACAAAACUUUCAAGUUCUUCCAUCCAUGUGUGAGGAAACUACAAAGUGUUAUACCUAUCCUGAAUUCUCUGGUCUUGGACAGAGCAUAGCAUUUCCUACAAGAAUUCCUGGUAACAUGGAUGAUGUGUGUAAAAAACAUUCAACCCUGCUCCUUUCCAAGCUUACUCCUGAACUAACAGAUCCCCCACGUUACCUCUCAGUAGAUGAGGUUAAAAUACUAAGCAUUCCAUUAGGUCAAGCCAAAAUGGGAGAAAGCUCAUCAGAAAGCAUUAGCCACAGUUCCUUCACUUGCUCAGAACACGACUGCGAGAGAGAACUCCGCUUUAUAAGCGCACAGGACAGGAGCAAUGAGCAUGCGAGUGAAGACUGGUCAAGAGAAGAGCUCAUACUAGCUGUUCCAUCACCCUUCAGAGAUGUCCAAAUUCCCUCAGACAGGCCUGCAUUUGGAAACAUCAAGCAAUGGGAGAGCCUCCUUGACCUAGGAGUCCACUUUAAUACCUACUCAGAUGUUUUUGAGGACAUAGCGAGUGUCCCCGUCAUGCAAACAUAUGAUUGUGCAAUUCAGAGUGAUGAAGAACAUAUUAUUUGAAAAAAUAUUACAGUAGGCAGCACAAUGGCUUAGAGGUUAGCACUGUCACCUUGCACCUCUAGGUUCUUGGUUUGAUUUUCACCUCGAGUCUGUGUGCAUGGAGUUCAUGUUCUCCCUGUGCUUAGUGUGUUUCCUCCGGGUACUCCGGUUUCCUCCCACAGUCCAAAGACAUGCAGAUUAAUCUAACUGGCAUUCCCAAAUAGCCCAUAGUAUAUGAAUGAGCAUGUGAGUGUGUACAGGGUGUGUACUGUACAGGGUGUACCCCACCUCAUGGCCUGUCUCCUGGUAUAGUCUUCAGGCUUUUUGCAACCCUGUAUACACAAUAAAGGUAUAGACAAAUUUCUUUUGUUUGGAAGUUGAAGGUGUCAUAUACUGUAGUACAUUUUGUCUAUGGUUUGGGUGUACAUUUAUUUACUGUAACUGAAAAGGAUUCACAGUUAAAAAUGUUCCCAUUUAAAAGAAACAAAUGUGCUUAUUUUACAGGUUCUGUAACAGAUUAGCAUUUUAAAAACAACACUCCAGAAAUACUCCAUCUUAGUGGUAUGUCAAUGAAGAUUCUUAGUUGUCCAGGUGAAGUCUGGAUGCUAAGUCAUGUCAU
This is a messenger RNA of Clarias gariepinus (North African catfish), 2942 nucleotides long. RefSeq names its product protocadherin Fat 4-like. The transcript has 8 exons. The record is from RefSeq and is a predicted model, not a curated record. Gene Ontology annotation, molecular function: calcium ion binding. Bases 338 to 2344 code for a protein of 668 amino acids. Lineage: Eukaryota; Metazoa; Chordata; Actinopteri; Siluriformes; Clariidae.